CUCCCUAUGCAGUCCCGUAAGUCUCAUGUAGUCCAGGUACAUCGUGGGACUGCUCUCAUCGUACCGGUUCUGCAGAAAGUGGAAAAGAGGAAUUACCUGUAGCCCGGGUUCUGCAGUCAGACCGCACCGCACCGACUUGAAAGUCCAGUUUCGCAAGAAGAGAAGCCGGGAAGAGCUGGAGAAAUAUGUCACAGGAGACGGACAACAGCAAGCGCUUGGUGGUAGUAUUACAGAAUGACACAAACCUCCAUCCCAGACGUGCCUAUACAAGUGAAGAUGAGGCCUGGAAGUCAUACCUUGAAAACCCAUUGACAGCUGCCACAAAAGCCAUGAUGAGCAUCAAUGGUGAUGAAGAUAGUGCUGCUGCCUUAGGAUUGCUCUACGAUUACUACAAGGUCCCUAGGGACAAGAGACUCAUGCCAAUUGGUAAAGUAGCUGAUGCACAGGAUGAUCAAGACAAAAGAAAUUGCCUUACGUCAUCUGAUAAUCAGAACGAUCUAGAAGUACAUGACAAUCGAGUGCAAGUUCUUAAGUCCCUCCCGGUGAACCUGUCCUUGCACCCGGAGCAUUUGGAUGCCUCAAAGCGGGAGCCUUACGGUGCAAACCCAGCUGAGAACACGCCUGUGUCGGUGGCAGGGGUAGCAGUGGUCAGCAUCAAAACGGAGGGUUACCCCACCAGCUAUUCAGGGGCAAUGACUCCCACUGUGCACUAUAGUAGAGCCGAGAGUGAUGAACAGAGAGGGGUGAUCUUUGAACAGAACCUUGGCAGCAGCCAAUACGAAGUGUUCACCGUCACACACACCAACUACCUCAAAGAUGACCAGCGCAGCACGCCUGACAGCAGCUACAGUGAAACGUUUAAGGAUGGAAUAGUGGAAAAAUACCGCAGCUCUUCGUUAGGGGAUGAAGAAUUCAUCUAUGAGCAUGCAGGAGGAGAUUCAUUCCAGUACACGCUGGAAGCCACAAAAUCUUUACGUCAGAAGCAGGGGGAAGGGCCGAUGACAUACCUGAAUAAAGGACAGUUUUAUUCCAUAACACUCAGGGAGACUGGAGCCAACAAAUGCCUUCGCCAUCCAAUCAGCAAAGUUAGGAGUGUAAUAAUGGUGGUAUUCAGUGAAGAUAAGAACCGUGAUGAGCAACUGAGGUAUUGGAAAUACUGGCAUUCUCGACAGCACACUGCCAAACAGCGAGUCCUUGAUAUUGCUGAUUACAAAGAGAGCUUCAACACUAUUGGAAACAUUGAAGAAAUUGCCUACAAUGCCAUCUCCUUCACAUGGGAUGUGAACGAGGAAGCCAAGAUAUUCAUCACAGUGAACUGUCUCAGCACAGAUUUCUCUUCACAAAAAGGGGUGAAAGGACUUCCCCUCAUGAUACAGAUCGACACGUACAGCUACAACAAUCGCAGCAACAAACCCAUCCACAGGGCUUACUGCCAGAUCAAAGUGUUCUGCGACAAGGGAGCUGAGAGGAAAAUCCGAGAUGAAGAGCGGAAACAGAACCGGAAGAAAGGGAAAACUGUGGGGACGGCGAACCAAGCAAACCCUUCAUCAGAAGGCAAAUUGAGCGCUGCAGCCUUGCAGAAGAGAAGUGAUGCUACUUUCUUCAAAACCAUGACUGACCUGGAUUCCCAACCAGUUCUCUUCAUACCAGACAUUCACUUCGGGAACCUCCAGAGGAGCGGCCAGAUGUACAGUGUCAGCACGGAUGACAUGGAGAGGGAAGGUGUCCUUGUGAAAAGGUUGUUCCGAUCGUUAGAAGAUGAGUACCCCCCAACAGCUACCAAACAGAUAAGAGAGGACGUGCAUAAAAAAGUCCUGCUGUAUGUACGGAAAGAGUCCGAUGAGGUGUUUGACGCUUUGAUGCUGAAGUCUCCGACUAUGAAGGGGCUGAUGGAUGCAUUGUCCGACAAGUAUGGAUUUCCAGCAGAAAAGAUUGGAAAGAUUUACAAGAAAAGUAAAAAAGGAAUUUUGGUAAACAUGGAUGACAACAUCAUUGAACACUACUCCAACGAAGACACUUUCAUUCUCAACAUUGAAAACCUGGGUGAGAGCUUCAAAAUCACGCUGACUGAAAUUUAACAAGGGCUUGGAGUCACAUGCAACAAAACGUCCUUCUUUGAAAGAUGGAUCACAAUCUGACAAUCCUACAGUUACAAACCUGACUGCUAGUUAACUAUUAAUGACUGAUGAAAAGGAGUUUGCAUCUAUCAAGUGGACAAUCUUUGUACAUACUUCAGAAAUCAAUGAAGCGGAACUGGCAUUUCUUCUUGCAUUUUACUUCAUAACGUAUAAAUAUUGACAGUUUUUAUAGUGCUAAAUUAUUGUCCCAAAGACUUUAGAAUAAGCAAAAUGGCAUCGUUACUUGGAGGGCAAUAUUUUAGCUCUUAGUCAGAUAUUUGGUACGGACAUCCGUUACAACUCUGCCUGGCAUCCUCCUCUCUUUUAUCCCCCAUGCUGAUUGCAGUCAGUUUUGUGUUUCAGUCCAGUUUAUCCACACCAGAUGUGUCCAGCAAUACCUCAGAACGCACGAUUGUGAAAUGAAAAAAGUAAAGGACACUCCAAUUGGAGAGCAUUAAGACAUGUUUCAUUGCCUUUUAAGGUAAUUAUGAGAGCUUCUACAUGUGAUUGCAUUUUAAUCAAAUGCAUUUGUGAUAAGAUUGGCAUACACUUAACACUCCAGCAGGCCACACAGGGUCAUGUGUGUGUUUGCUUUGGUUCUCUAUGUAGCACUGAGGACCAGAAACAUCCAUCUUUAGUAGAAUUUGACACUAACUGAAAUAGAAAUAGCAUAUAUAAUUGUAAAAAAUGUCUAUAAUGUGCAAUAUUAAAUUUUACAUAAGGCAUGUUUACUGCCGUUAUGUUUUGGGUUGAGGGUUUUCAUGGUAGCUGUGUAUUUUUAUUUUUUAAUAUAAAACCUGUUUCCUUCUUGUCUAUAUAUUAAGUUUGAAAAGCAUCAUGAGAUUAUACAAAAUGACUGUAUAAACUGCUAUCCAGGGUAUUUAAAGGAUUUGGGAAACUUGAAUGUUUUUACAAAUUGAGAAAAAAGACUGUAUACAAGGUAAUAUUUUUGGAAAUGGGAGUCGGGAUCUUUUCAGACUUUAAAAAGACAGUUGUAUUUUAUUUUUUGUACAUUUUUUUUAAAGAGCAAAAUAAACUUCAGAAUG
This is a messenger RNA of Carcharodon carcharias (great white shark), 3163 nucleotides long. RefSeq names its product grainyhead-like transcription factor 2b (gene grhl2b). The record is from RefSeq and is a predicted model, not a curated record. Gene Ontology annotation, biological process: brain development; neural tube development; regulation of transcription by RNA polymerase II. NCBI's taxonomy places the organism in Eukaryota, Metazoa, Chordata, Chondrichthyes, Lamniformes, Lamnidae. Bases 186 to 2078 code for a protein of 630 amino acids. Gene Ontology annotation, cellular component: nucleus. The transcript has 16 exons. Gene Ontology annotation, molecular function: RNA polymerase II cis-regulatory region sequence-specific DNA binding; DNA-binding transcription activator activity, RNA polymerase II-specific.